This is a messenger RNA of Anolis carolinensis (green anole), 2948 nucleotides long. It is a transcript of the gene dusp2, whose product is annotated as dual specificity phosphatase 2. The record is from RefSeq and is a predicted model, not a curated record. Bases 99 to 1085 code for a protein of 328 amino acids. The transcript is spliced from 4 exons. Gene Ontology annotation, cellular component: cytoplasm; nucleus. NCBI's taxonomy places the organism in Eukaryota, Metazoa, Chordata, Lepidosauria, Squamata, Anolidae. Gene Ontology annotation, biological process: protein dephosphorylation; negative regulation of MAPK cascade; endoderm formation. Gene Ontology annotation, molecular function: MAP kinase tyrosine/serine/threonine phosphatase activity; MAP kinase tyrosine phosphatase activity; protein tyrosine/threonine phosphatase activity.
GCUCACCGGCAGAGCGAAGCUGUUGAGCGCUGAUAGUAGACGCGUGUCAAGCUGCACGUGUGAAUCCGUUCGUUUUGCAGUUUCGGGCUAUUUCCGCGAUGGUGAUGGAGGAAGUUUCUCUGCUGGAGUGCUCGGGCCUGGCGCGGCUGCUGCGGGAGCCCGCGGAGAGCGCCCGGACGCUGGUGCUGGACUGCCGGCCCUUCCUGGCCUUCUGCCAGGCCCACAUCCGGGACUCGAGGCCCGUGCACUGGAACGGGCUGCUCCGGCGACGCUCCCGGGGCAAGAGCGGAGCGGGAGCGGUGGGGCUGGAGGGGCUGCUGCCCGACCGGGCGCUGCUGGCGCGGCUGCGGAGGGGUGAAGUGGCCCACCUGGUGGCCCUGGACCAGGGCAGCCCGGCCCUCGGCGCCCUCCGCCCGGACUGCCCCGCCAGGAGCCUCCUCGACGCCCUCCUCGCCGAGAAGAACCCCGGGCGGAACCCGCAAGGCCCACAACUCUACCUCCUCCGAGGUGGGUUUGAAAACUUCCAAGCAAAUUUCCCCGAAUUGUGCUCUGUGGCCCCCACACCGCUGACGACGACCGUGGCACCUCCUUCUCCUUCACCGCUUCUGCUGAGUCCCGAAGGCAGCGCCAGCACCCCCUCCUACGACCAGGGUGGUCCGGUGGAGAUCCUACCCUUCCUCUUCCUGGGCAGCUCCUUCCACUCCUCCAACCGGGAGGUGCUGCAGUCCCUGGGCAUCACAGCCGUCCUCAACGUCUCCUCCAGCUGCCCCAACUACUUUGAGGAGCAGUUCCAGUACAAGAGCAUCCCCGUGGAGGACAACCACAUGGCCGAGAUCAGUGCCUGGUUCCAGGAAGCCAUCGACUUCAUCGAUUCGGUGAAGAGCAACGGAGGGCGGGUGCUGGUCCAUUGCCAGGCGGGCAUUUCCCGCUCGGCCACCAUCUGCCUGGCUUACUUGAUCCAGAGCCGCCGUGUCCGGCUGGAAGAGGCCUUUGAUUUCGUCAAGCAGCGCCGGGGUGUCAUCUCCCCCAACUUCAGCUUCAUGGGGCAGCUCCUCCAGUUCGAGACGGAGGUCCUCUGCCACUAGGCUGCAAGGGAGCCCACACCUUUUCCAGACACAGAGAGACUCGGACAGUGUGCCUGUUUACAAUAUAAACCAAUGACGUUGGAAAUUUUGGAAGGUCCAGACAAGGCAUGGGCCAACUUGGGCCCUCCGGGUGUUUUGGACUGCAACUCCCACAAUUCCUAACAGCCGGUAGGCUGUUAGGAAUUGUGGGAGUUGUAGUCCAAAACACCUGGAGGGGCCAAGUUGGCCCAUGGCUGGUCCAGAUUGUGAUGGCAGCGCCUGCAGUGUGGAUGCAACCUUAUGUGGCAUGUCCGUGGACUUUUCUAGCAGGGAUUUCCAAAUCUCGUUGAACUCUUGGCAUUAUAGUUUUGAAUGUUUGGACCGAGAUUUGGGUUCAGGUCCCAUCUACAUUGCCAUCUAAUGCAGUUAGACUUUAUAUUACAGCUCAAUUGCAUUACAUGGCAGGGUAGACUCAUAUCCUGCAGCUCAAUGCUGCAUUGGAUGACAGUGUAGACUCCUAUAUUGCAGCUCGAUGCAAUUAAACUGCAUUAGGUGAUAGCGUUGACUCAUAUUCCAGCUCAAUUGCAUUAGAUAGCAGCGUUGAUUCAUAUAUCUACACUGCCAUAUGCACCUACACUUCCAUAUAAUGCAGCUCAAUUGCAUUAUAUGGCAGUUUGGACUCAUAUUGCAGCUCAAUGCAGUUUAAUUGCAUUAUAUGACAGUGUAGACACACAUUGCAGCUCAGUUGUAUCACAUGGCAAUGUAGAAUCAUAUUGGAGUUUAAUUGCAAUACAUGGCAGUGUAGACUCAUAUUUUGCAACUCAAUUGCAUUAGAAGGCAGUGUAGACUCGUCUAUUGCAGCUCAAUUGCAUUACAUGGCAAUGUAGACUCAUGUCACAGCUCAAUUGCAUUAUAUGGCAGUGUAGACGCAUAUUGCAGCUCAGUUGCAUUACAUGGCAACGUAGAAUCAUAUUGGAGUUUAAUUGCAAUACAUGGCAGUGUAGACUCAUAUUUUGCAACUCAAUUGCAUUAGAAGGCAGUGUAGACUCGUCUAUUGCAGCUCAAUUGCAUUAUAUGGCAAGGUAGACUCAUAUGUCACAGCUCAAUUGCAUUACAUGGCAGUGUAGACUUCUAUAUGGAACUCAACUACAUUACAUGGCAGUGUGGACUCACUUUGCGAUGCAAUUGCAUUGUAUGGCAGUGUAGAAUCAUCUAUUGCAGCUCAAUUGCAUUGUAUGGCUGUUAAGACUCUUGAAUUGUAUCUCAAUGCAGUUUAGUUACAUUAGAUGGUGGUGUAGACUCCUAUAUAUGGCAGCUCAAUUGCAUUGUAUGGCGAUGUGGGAUUCCUAUAUUGCAGCUCAAUGCAUUUAACAUGGGAGCGCACCUUGAGCACUGCAAGAAAGCAAUGGGAAGCCUAUUAUGAGUAAACCAAGAGAGAACUGCCAUAAGGCUUGCAACCUCAUUGCCUUACAAGGGUCUGAAAAGCAAACAAUCCCUCCCUUAUGUUUGAUAUUGUAUGCUGUGAAAGUCUUGGGUGUUUCCUCGCCCUGGAUGGAAAUGUCCUUUUCCCGAACGCACUGAGAAGUGGCAGCCCCUUUCCGUGGCCAAAGACCCCUUGUUUUCCCUCGGGGGGUUGCCUCAUACUUGACUGCAAGGGUCCCGUUCGCUGGUUGGUUUCUGUGGGACUUCUUGCCGGUGGAUCGGGACCGUUUCCUGAUCUCCCUUCGAUGCCACAGUCUCCCGAUCCGAAGCAAUAUACUGUAAUAAUGUUUGUGCUGUUUAGAGAAACUCUUUCUUGAUUGGAAAUGACUCUUUUUCUUUCGUUGCACUUUAUAUUUAUUAUUAUCACCUGUGGCAAUAAAGAGACCGAUUUUUAUACUGAAA